CGUACUUGAUGGUCGAGCAAAAUGCAGAGAAUCGGAGUUUUUAAACGCAUCGCCUUGAAUGAACGAAGAAAUCCAGGUAGAGGUAAAAGGAGGCCAUCUCGACCGCCCAAUUCAGUUCGACCUUCGCCGGUGAUCACCAUGUCCUCCACCCUACGAUCCACCUCCGUUACCUUCUUCUUCUUCUCUUCCCUCCUCAUUUCCUCACUCUCUAUAGUCCUCGCUUCCGAGUCUGAUCACAAGUAUCAACAAGAUGAGUUAGUAACUCUAUGGGUGAAUAAAGUUGGUCCGUACAACAAUCCACAAGAAACUUACAAUUAUUACAGCCUUCCAUUUUGUCAUCCAUCUGGUCAUUCUGCUCACAAGUGGGGUGGUCUUGGCGAGGUCCUUGGAGGAAACGAGCUUAUUGACAGCCAAAUUGAGAUUAAGUUCCAAAAAAAUGUGGAGAGGACCACUAUUUGUCAACUGGAGCUUGAUGAAUCAAAGGUCAAGCAGUUUAAGGAUGCAAUUGAGAAUGGCUACUGGUUUGAGUUCUUCAUGGAUGAUUUGCCUCUGUGGGGCUUUGUUGGUGAGUUGCAUCCUGACAAGAAUAGCAAUAACGUUAAGCAUGUUCUUUACACACAUAAGAACAUCAUCAUCAAAUAUAAUAAAGACCAGAUUAUUCACGUGAAUCUCACUCAAGAAAACUUAAAACCAUUGGAAGUUGGGAAGACAUUGGACUUGACAUAUGCUGUGAAGUGGAUUUCGACUAAUGUCACUUUCGCUCGACGGUUUGAUAUUUAUUUGGACUACCCAUUCUUUGAGCAUCAGAUUCAUUGGUUCUCCAUUUUCAAUUCAUUCAUGAUGGUCAUUUUCCUCACUGGUUUGGUCUCUAUGAUAUUGAUGAGGACUCUUAGAAAUGACUAUGCUAAAUAUGCACGUGAAGAUGAUGAUCUAGAAACCCUGGAGCGAGAUGUUAGUGAAGAGUCUGGCUGGAAACUUGUGCAUGGGGAUGUUUUCCGGCCUCCUCGUAACUUAGUAAUUCUUUCAGCUGUUGUUGGUACAGGUGCUCAGCUUGCAUUGCUUGUUCUGCUUGUCAUCCUAUUGGCAAUUGUUGGAAUGUUGUAUGUUGGGAGAGGAGCAAUUGUCACAACUUUCAUUGUAUGCUAUGCUCUUACGUCAUCCAUUUCUGGUUAUGUUAGUGCUGGGAUGUACUCACGCAAUGGGGGUAAAAACUGGAUAAAAUCAAUGAUCUUCACAGCAUCUCUAUUUCCAUUUUUGUGCUUUGGAAUUGGAUUCAUCUUGAACACUAUUGCUAUAUUCUAUGGGUCUCUAGCAGCCAUUCCUUUUGGUACGAUGGUUGUGGUCUUUGUCAUUUGGGCUUUCAUUUCUUUUCCUUUGGCUCUUCUUGGUACGGUAAUUGGACGUAACUGGAGUGGUGCUCCUAACAAUCCAUGUCGUGUGAAGACCAUUCCUCGUCCUAUCCCUGAGAAGAAAUGGUACCUCACACCAUCUGUUGUCUCCAUGAUGGGAGGAUUGCUGCCUUUUGGCAGUAUUUUCAUAGAGAUGUAUUUUGUCUUUACAUCCUUCUGGAACUACAAGGUGUACUACGUAUAUGGAUUCAUGCUGCUGGUUUUUUUAAUUCUCAUCAUAGUUACUGUCUGCGUGACCAUUGUGGGAACAUAUUUCUUGCUUAAUGCCGAGAACUAUCACUGGCAGUGGACUUCAUUUUUCUCUGCUGCUUCAACUGCUGUCUAUGUCUACUUCUACUCAAUAUACUACUAUUAUGUGAAGACCAAGAUGUCAGGCUUUUUCCAAACCAGCUUCUAUUUUGGAUACACUUUGAUGUUCUGCCUUGGGUUGGGAAUUCUUUGCGGUGAGUUUUACGAUGCUUUCUCGUGCACCUUAAAAGUGGCAACUUCAACACUUGAACAUGAAGAAGGCAUUGUCUCUCUGAUUUCUAUCUGUGAUCAAAUGUCUUGAUGGUCAUCUGAGAGCCAAAUUUCUUGCUCUGUUUUGAUUUCUGUAUAUUUCUGUUCAUGUUCCUUUUCUUAUGACAUAAAAUUUGAAUUGUGCAGGAGCUGUUGGUUACCUGGGUUCCAAUUUGUUUGUACGGAGGAUCUACAGGAACAUCAAAUGUGAUUAGGGGUAUUUUUGGAAGCAGAAGACCUACGCUACCUUGAAGCAUUUUCAUAGUGGAGGCAAUAACUUCGAGAAGCCCUUGACACAUGGGAGGCCUAGCAGCGCAGUAAUACCUGUAGAAAUUAAAAGAUUUUGAGAUGGGGACAUGUUCUUAGCUCUGAGAUAUUUUCUUUUUGGUAAUUGAUGCGUUUUGCCCAAGCUGUAAUUGAAUAUCUUGAUUUAGAGUUUGAGAGAUUGCUUUUCGUAAUGUAGAAAAGUUGACCAAAUUGUUAGACCCGUGUCAUUUUUAUAAUAUAUAUUUUUUUUUUGUCUUCA
Molecule: messenger RNA, 2433 nt
Organism: Cucumis melo (muskmelon)
Lineage: Eukaryota; Viridiplantae; Streptophyta; Magnoliopsida; Cucurbitales; Cucurbitaceae
Product: transmembrane 9 superfamily member 1
Exons: 11
Coding region: 22-1959 (645 amino acids)
Biological process (GO): protein localization to membrane
Cellular component (GO): endosome; trans-Golgi network; membrane
Source: RefSeq, a predicted model, not a curated record